This is a messenger RNA of Neohortaea acidophila, 216 nucleotides long. RefSeq lists its product as uncharacterized. Bases 1 to 216 code for a protein of 71 amino acids. The record is from RefSeq and is a predicted model, not a curated record. NCBI's taxonomy places the organism in Eukaryota, Fungi, Ascomycota, Dothideomycetes, Mycosphaerellales, Teratosphaeriaceae. The transcript is spliced from 2 exons.
AUGUCUCCCCCCCUCGCAGACCGGAGCACCAACCUCCAAAUGCAAACGCAGACAGCCCGAGGACAACAGAACCUGCACAAGUCGCUGCUUGACCGCCAGCUCGCCGACCGAGAUGGCAAAUCCAGCAAGCCCUACGUCAGCCCAUCCGACGCCAUCCUCAGUCCAGCAAGCCAGAAACUGGCAAGUCUGAAGCAAAGGCAAAUCGUGAAGCAGUGA